UGGAAGUCAGCCGGCUGACGAGGGGGCUGUUUAGUCAGGGAAAAAAACACAACAAAGCCACACGGACCGAGCGGCCCUCGUCGUCAGAAAGCAGACGCGGUCGUUCCUGUGGCGGAACGUGUCUUUUGUUAGCGAAGAAGACGGCGAGAAAAACCUCCCUGUUCAAAAAAAAAACCCCAACCACAGGCUGGGUUUUUCCUUUUCGGCUGUCUGUCGGAAGGCGGGGAAUACAAAGCGACGUGAGGUCUGAACCCCACUACAUUGUUUGGACCCACUGAAGCACACAACACAAACACGGGAUAUACUACAACGCCAGAUCGUGCUGCUGUGACUGGUCAGCGAUAGUACAUGGAUUAUCUGUGUUUCCGGGCACUGUGCUGUAAAGGACCGCCGCCGCCAAGACCGGAGUACGAUGUGGUGUGCAUCGGCCUGACGGGCGCCGGGAAGACCAGCCUGCUCUCACGGCUCUGCAGCGAGGGCAGCGACGGCAUCGUUCCUACAACAGGUUUCAGCAUCAAAGCAGUGCCAUUUCCAAAUGCAAUCCUGAAUGUAAAAGAACUCGGAGGAGCCGACAACAUCAACAUCAAGAAAUAUUGGAGUCGUUACUACCAGGGGUCACAGGGUGUAGUCUUCGUAUUGGACAGUGCCUCGUCGGAUGAGGACCUUGAGGCAGCCCGUAACGAGCUCCACUCGGCCCUGCAGCAUCCGCAGCUCUGCACACUGCCUUUCCUCAUCCUCGCCAACCACCAGGACAAACCUGCUGCUAGAACGCCAAACCAGGUCAAGAAGUACUUUGAGCUGGAGCCGCUGGCCCGGGGGAAGCGCUGGAUCCUGGAGGGAAGCUCCACCGACAACCUGGAGGCCGUGAAGGAGAGCUUCGGUCAGUUCAUCAGCCUGCUGGAGGACAAAGACACAGAGCCUGCGAGGAUAUGAUGCUAGCAGCUAUAAAUGCUAAGAGACAUUAUCGGCCAACGACGAAGAAACAUCCCGCCGGUGCCCAUGCACACACACGCUCUCAUGCACGGACACAAACAUGCACACACGAGUAAAGUUACGGCGGAUGUCGGCCUCUCUCCUUGAGGAGUGUAUUGUGCGUCGUCCUCCCGUCACUGCGCUCUCAUUUUUGUUCAGAUCCGAAGAGUUUGUGUGUGCAACCUGACAGAAGAGAGCUGCCGUUAAACCCACCCCGAUGUAAAGCAGUUUGUCAAGAAAAGUCAUUGAACUUUGCCAGAAAUGGAAAAUCUUGUUUACUACUGUCUGUGCCCUUGUGAUUAAACCAAUGGCAUGUGGGACACAUGGCAUUCCUUCAGUCAUCUGCGGACAUUAAUGCACACAUCACUCACUCUGAGACACACACACACACACACACAC
This is a messenger RNA of Anoplopoma fimbria (sablefish), 1371 nucleotides long. RefSeq names its product ADP-ribosylation factor-like 15a (gene arl15a). NCBI's taxonomy places the organism in Eukaryota, Metazoa, Chordata, Actinopteri, Perciformes, Anoplopomatidae. The transcript has 5 exons. Gene Ontology annotation, molecular function: GTPase activity; GTP binding. Bases 349 to 933 code for a protein of 194 amino acids. The record is from RefSeq and is a predicted model, not a curated record.